AUACUUUUUGUUGUUAUGUCUUUCCAUGUUUCAUCCCAGGAUCCCGUCCCCAGUGGAUUUUCAGCAGGGGAUGUAUUGAUCCCUUUAGCGGAUGAGUAUGAUCCGAUGUUCCCGAACGAUUACGAGAAAGUUGUAAAACGCCAGCGAGAAGAACGGCAAAGGCAGCGCGAGCUGGAGAGGCAGAAAGAGAUUGAAGAAAGGGAGAAGAGGCGCAAAGACAGACACGAGGCAAGUGGGUUUUCCAGACGGCCGGAUCCAGAUUCGGAUGAAGAUGAAGAUUACGAGAGGGAGAGGCGGAAACGAAGUAUGGGAGGAGCUGCCAUCGCGCCACCUACUUCUUUGGUUGAGAAGGACAAAGAACCUUUAUCCCCCUACGAGGAAGAGUCAAGGCCUCGUGGUUCAUCAUCCAAGGCUGCCAUUCCUCCCCCGAUGUACGAUGAGCCUGAGAGACCUCGUUCCCCAACCGGGCCCAGCAAUUCCUUCCUCGCAAACAUGGGAGGCACGGUGGCGCACAAGAUCAUGCAGAAGUACGGCUUCAGAGAAGGGCAGGGUCUGGGGAAGCACGAACAGGGCCUGAGCACCGCCCUCUCGGUAGAGAAGACCAGCAAGAGGGGAGGCAAAAUCAUCGUUGGAGACGCUGCUGAUAAAGGAGAUCCCUCGAAGAAAUCGGAUUCAAACCCUUUAACAGAAAUACUGAAAUGCCCAACCAAAGUUGUCUUAUUGCGGAAUAUGGUUGGAGCUGGGGAGGUUGACGAAGACCUUGAAGGUGAAACGAAAGAAGAAUGUGAAAAAUAUGGCAAAGUUGGGAAGUGUGUGAUUUUCGAGAUUCCUGGUGCUCCUGAUGAUGAAGCCGUGAGAAUAUUUUUGGAAUUUGAAAGAGUGGAAUCUGCAAUUAAAGCGGUGGUUGACCUGAAUGGAAGAUACUUCGGAGGACGAGUGGUGAAGGCCUGUUUCUACAACCUGGAUAAAUUCCGAGUCUUGGACCUCGCGGAACAAGUCUGAUUUUCGUUUCGUCAAACUGGGACACGUCACCAUCUGGUGAUCUCAAAAGAGUUUUCAUCUGCAUGUGGAGAGCAUAGAGGAAAGAGGCGAUGUGACGUCUUUUCUGACAAACUGGAACUAAUCCUUGAUCGGCCUUGAUCGGCUUAUUCCUUGCAAUGGACAGAUUUUAUUUGUAUUUUUAUUGUAGUAUAAAAUUCCUUAAAAGA
This is a messenger RNA of Notechis scutatus (mainland tiger snake), 1208 nucleotides long. Lineage: Eukaryota; Metazoa; Chordata; Lepidosauria; Squamata; Elapidae. The record is from RefSeq and is a predicted model, not a curated record.